Parasteatoda tepidariorum (common house spider) is the source of this 526-nucleotide messenger RNA. Its product is annotated as glutamate receptor U1. Gene Ontology annotation, molecular function: ligand-gated monoatomic ion channel activity. NCBI's taxonomy places the organism in Eukaryota, Metazoa, Arthropoda, Arachnida, Araneae, Theridiidae. The record is from RefSeq and is a predicted model, not a curated record. Gene Ontology annotation, cellular component: membrane.
GAAAGAAAACCAGAUGGUAUUUACGAUACGUCGAAUCCUUAACAAGUUUUCGCAUUUUGCAAACCGCAUGGUUUUUACAAAUGGUUCUCGUACUAAUGAGUACUUACAAGGGAAUUAUAAUAUCAACUUUCACUGCCGAUAAAGUAAUACCCAGAAUAAGUACUUUGGAACAACUGAUGAAAGAUCAAUCAAUGGAAGUUAAGGCCUUUAAAGGUUUUUGGACAGAAGCUUGUUUUACUAGUAAAUAUAACAAAAUGUACAAAUCAAUAGCACACAGAAUGGUUGGUCAUCUUGUCCCUCACGUAGCAGAUUUUUCAAAACUUCCUGCUUGGAUAGACUCCAUAGAAGAAGGCAAAGUUGUUUUCAUCGAAGAGAACGUAUUAAUGAGAAACAUCAUUGGUGAACGUUUUAAACAAACUGGAAAAUGCCUAAUUCGUGCUACUCCUAUUGAUUUUGGAUCAGCUUACAUCGCGCUAGCAUUUAACAAGGACUUUCCAGAUGAUGUUAAAAACAAGUUUGAUGAAAA